UUUAGAUCCGUUUGGCCUAUGAGAGAUCACUGACGUACCCCUCAUCAUCGAAUGCUGACAACAAAGAUACAGAGACCGUUGCAUGGUUGCCAAAGAGAAGCUUCCUUCUUCCAUUCUUCAUUGUAAGAUUCUAAGUGGAGGCAUCAACGCGCCAUCUACUAUCUACUAUCAUAGAGCUGCCUUUGAUAGAUUGAAUUUUCGUCUCUGUCGUCAAGUUCAGGAGAAGGGAUCUGAAGCUGACCAUGAUGAUUUCCCAGUCUAUCCUACCGUUUUAUACCCUGGCUGUGCUAUGUAUACCAACGAGCCAUGCCUUUCAGUCCAGUCUGAACCCACGGGCAUUUGCCAGGAGCCGACAGACGUCCCUCUCAGUUACCGAAGGAGGCUACGACCUUGCCGUUAUCGGAGGUGGUGUUGUCGGUGUUCAGGCUGCCCUGACAGCAGCUUCGUCUCCAAUGAACAAGAAGGUGGCGCUGAUUGACGCUCCAAGAGCCAGUGGAGUUUUGAUGAAUGAGGAAACCGGAGAAGAUCUCAGUCUGGGAGCUCCCACAGGUCUCUUUAGCAAGGCACUGCGAGAUACCAGUAAGAACAUUAAAGUAGCGUCGCUUCGAGGAAUGGGGUUGCGAGAAGAAAGUGUUUGGAACGAAAUCAUUUCCAAUUGUGUCGAAUUGGCUAGCUCCAAUGCUCAAGACGUGAGACGACAACUUGAUUUUGCUGGAGUAACCUACAUUGAAGGUUAUGCUUCCUUUCCGGAUUCGGGAGGUUCGGACACCAUAUCUGUUGACGAGCCAGAUGGAACAGUGCAUAUUGUAAGGGCAAAAAAGUAUCUGAUCGCCACAGGAUCAAAGGCUUUCCGACCCGGUGGCAUCCCUUUUGAUGGGAAGCAAGUCUUCGACAGUGAUACCAUCAAUCAGAUAUCGUUUUUGCCAAAAUCUAUCGCCAUCACUGGGAGCGGCAUCAUUGCCGUGGAAUAUGCCAAGGUCUUCAGUAAUCUUGGUUCAAAGGUUACCCUCAUCAUUCGAGAUCAGGUCCCCCGAAACGCUCUGAUGAAGAUUGGUCUCGACAAAGAUGUUGCAGCCACACUGGUAGCAGAUUUGAUACGGAGCGGUGUCAAGAUCAUUCGAGGUGCGCAAGUAAAGGAGUUUUACGUGCCUCCUCCGCCUGCUAGCGGCGGUCAGCGGCUACCGGUGAAGAUCGAAAUAGAAGCCAAAGGUGGAGGACCUCUGCCCAGUGGAGUCGAACGGGAAACAGAAAUCAAGGUGGAUGCAUACGUGGCCGCGGUUGGUCGCAAACCAAAUACAGUAGGGCUCAACUUGGAGCGAGCCGGCAUUGAUGUAGAUGAAUAUGGAGGUAUUCUGGUUGAUUCCCAGCUGAGAGCCACCGCCAAGGGAGGCAAUGUUUAUGCUGCCGGGGAUGUCGUGGGAAGACCAUUCCUAGCGUCCACUGGAAGUGCCCAAGGCAGAGCUGCACUAAGCGCCAUGUUUGCCGAACCAACAAGUGGCAAUGCAACAGAAUAUGCAACGUGCGAUCCUGAGGAUGAGACAUGCGUAGAAGGAGGAAUGAGUCAAGCAGGUGAAUCGUUUGACCCGACGUCGCUGGCAGCCAAUCCAUUUGCGUUCCCAUGUGGGGUUUGGUCGUCACCCGAAGCGGCAUACUUCGGGUUGUCGGUGCAACAAGCAGCAGACAUGGGAAUUGAGGCUGGAGAAGGAAUUGCUUUGUAUUCGGAAUGCCUUCGGGGCCUUGUGUUCUCCCCGAACGGCUUGUUGAAGAUUGUGUACGAGAAACCAGCAGGUCGAAUCUUGGGAGUGCACAUUUGUGGUGAUGAUGCUUGUGAGUUGAUUCAUUAUGGCAUGGAACUUGUGAAGGGUAGAAGGACUGUGAUUGAACUCUCUAGCACGUUGUACUCCGCGGUGACCUUUCACGAGAUGUAUAAGAUCGCAGCACAAGCUGCAUUAGACGAAGUCGGAGCUCGAAAACGCCGUGCUGCGGCCGGAAAAGCUCUGGCUAAGCGAUUGCGCGAUGCCAGCCUCCUCUAGUAGCUAGCAAGUUGCCGGAGCCCUGAUGGAUACCGGUACGGUCGGAUUUGGUUUCUGCUUGAUCCAUUUUCAAGGCACGAAAGAAUCGGAUGCGUUGCUGCAAGCGAUUGGAAUGAGUCAUUCAUAGAUACGGUCCAGGCCAACUAGCCACGUUUAACGAAAAUAGAUGCUCCAGUAGACGCUGUCGUC
This is a messenger RNA of Seminavis robusta, 2222 nucleotides long. NCBI's taxonomy places the organism in Eukaryota, Bacillariophyta, Bacillariophyceae, Naviculales, Naviculaceae. The record is from the annotation of a GenBank genome assembly.